Molecule: messenger RNA, 1428 nt
Organism: Asterias rubens (European starfish)
Lineage: Eukaryota; Metazoa; Echinodermata; Asteroidea; Forcipulatida; Asteriidae
Exons: 7
Coding region: 326-1255 (309 amino acids)
Biological process (GO): immune response
Cellular component (GO): membrane
Molecular function (GO): tumor necrosis factor receptor binding
Source: RefSeq, a predicted model, not a curated record
GACUCGGCAGCACAUCAGUUUAGUAUCGAUUGCUUAACGCGCAUUGGAACAUGCUCUGCCGCAAAUCGGGUAAUUCCCCGUAUCUUACAUCCAAUGGAACUUCGCUCUGUGUAAAUUACUUCAUAUCAAAGCAAAGUCACUUUCUCUCUCAGAGAUUACCAUAUUUUGUAAUCUCAAAUCUUUUUUUGGAAACACGCACAUUUCAUUUAGAGAUGUUAAAAUCGUUUUCACAUCUUGAGCGUAGGCCUAUAUAUUUGGUGGAACAAUUCUCAUGACAGUAUUAUUCCUAGCAGCCUUCACUCGAUAGACAUCUUUAAAAAGCAUCAUGGCAUCAUCUUACAUCAAUGGCAAUGUGGAAGCAUGUUAUGUACCUGAAGAUACAGCAACUGGAGAGAAGACUACCAACGGACAUGUUGAAGAUUCGAAACACACACAAGCGAGCCGACUUCAAAUAUCAUACACGAGUCUUCUCCUUCACGUAGUUUCCUUUACAGCCGUUAUUUGGUUAAUCGUACAAGUAGUUCAACUCAGGUAUGAUCUUGCCCGGUUGCAUAAUGAGAACACACGGAUGGGAGGUAUCGAUUGGCGUGAUGAUCAACAUAAGCCAACCCAACAAGCAGAAGAUGAAAUUAUUCAAGAUUCCAAUGUGAACUUAAAUACAAGACAGCGAUCAAGGAGACAAGCGCAAGUCGGUGGCUCAUCAGAUACGUAUUCAUACGAUUAUGAUACGCUUCUCUCGGAUGGCCUUCCUUCUCUUCAUGUUGUCGGUAAUCAGCAGGACUAUCUGGAACAAAGUACAGUGAACUGGUUUACGUUUCAUACGAGUAGUGAUACUGGAAUGUUGGGCAGAAUCUCACACGAGAGCCUGGUGUUUGUGCACAACCAAUUCAUAGAGAUAAAACUGCCUGGACACUACUUUGUGUACAGUCAGAUCACCUAUGCGGGACGAGGAGGUAAUUUUAUAGGCCAUGAAGUGGUGGUUAGACCUGAUUGUGGCGAUGGUAACGAGUUCGCUAUUCUGGAAUCUAGAGCUUUGCAAGUAACCCCCAAUGCUGGGCAGACACCGAGUGGUGAUAGUGGAUAUGGCGGUGGUGUAUUUUACUUGGCGGCCAACGAUCGAGUUGGAGUGCGCCCUCUACAAGGUGGCUCACACUACUUCACAAAGGAUAACGGACCGGGCAGUUAUUUUGGCGCGUUCCUGUUGUCAAAGAGUAGCAGUAUGGAUGUAGAUCCAGACUUAAGGCGUUGUCCAUAGACAGGUCUGGUUACCGACCAAGGUUUCUUCAAUCAAUUGGUCACAGAACACAUGCUGCAGUGAUUCGUCAUAAUAGCCAUAGUCAUUGUAAAGGCAACAUCGUUAAAGACAAUGGACACUAUUGGUAAUUGUCAAAAUCCAGUCUUCUCACUUGGUGUAUCUCAACAUAUGCA